AUGCCUCGACUUUGUUCUCGGGCCGCUUUGGAACUGCACUACACUAUGCCGCAAGGGAAGGCAAUGCGGGCAAAGUCAAGAUUCCCACGCUUCAUCGUCUCUUUGGGGGUGACCGAGGAGACUCGAGCCAAAGAUUUCAAUGACAACAUCCCCCUUGCCGUCGCUGUCAAUGCCGGACACGUCAAAGUCGUGGAGACAAUCUUGCGGACAGCGCAGGUAUCACCCAAGGUUCGAAAUGAGUACAAAGAACUGCUUUUCCACAAUGCUGUGGCUGCUGGAGAUAUCGACAUGGUAAAUGUCUUCCUUGAGAGCGGCGCUUCGGCUGAAUGGAAAGGCAAGGACAAUGAGCGAGCUCUGCAUGUAGCUGCCAGAGCCGGGAAUGCUCCAGUCGUUCGUCUUUUGCUCAAGCAUGGUGCUGCGCCCAAAGUCAAAGACUCAGGUCUUUGUACUCCCUUGGAAAUUGCGAGAGGCCCAGAAGUGAUUAUGUUGCUCCGUGAAGCAGAGAGUCAAGUGUCAAAGGGCAAGGGAAAGCCACAGCCAAAAACAGUGCUCCCACCACCUCCGGCGUACUCGUCGUCGGCAAAAUGA
Cladophialophora immunda is the source of this 588-nucleotide messenger RNA. RefSeq lists its product as uncharacterized. Bases 1 to 588 code for a protein of 195 amino acids. Lineage: Eukaryota; Fungi; Ascomycota; Eurotiomycetes; Chaetothyriales; Herpotrichiellaceae. The record is from RefSeq and is a predicted model, not a curated record. The transcript has 2 exons. Gene Ontology annotation, molecular function: protein binding.